AUGGAAGGCAGAGGCACUGAUGAGCUGGCGCAAACGCUCAAUGAGUACCUGUGUGACAUUUUGGAGGAGUUCCUGAUUUUUGGAGGAGACAUCUUGAAGUUUGCUGGAGAUGCUGUGCUGGUGCUGUGGAGAACACCACCCCAGGAGGUGGCCAGGACCAUCAGCCUGGUGCUGCACUGUAGCCGGCAGAUCCAGAAGAAGUACGGAAGGCGUGACACAGAUGUGGGGCAGAAGAUCCAACUGAAGAUAGGGAUCUCUGCAGGGACCAUGAGCCUCCCGGUUUUCGGAGAUGAGAGCUGGCAACACUUCUGCAUUUUUGGCCCGUGCCUGGCUGAAGUUCGUGAUGCCGAAGAGGUUGCGGGUGCAGGUGAAGUUUUCCUCUCGGCCACCUGCUGGGAGCUCUGUGCCAUGAGGCCUGCUCUUCUCUUGCCCAGUGACCUGAACGCCAAGGAUGUGCUUAGGAAGUACAUACCAGUCGCUGCUCUCGGGAAGCUCGAUGCAGGACUGCCCAUGGAUCUCCUCUCUGAGCUACGGCCAGUCACCUGCAUCUUUGUCCAGCUGCAGCUUGCUGCAGGUACCAGCUCGGAGCAUCUCAGCACCGUCCUCAAGGAGGCCAGCAGGGUGAUGCUAGAAAUCCUCUCUCCUCACAAGGGCCACAUCAACAAAGUCCUCCUGUGUGAUAAAGGCUGCACGUUCCUCUGCGUGCUGGGACUCCCUGGAAACAAGCUGCCCUGUGAGAGCAUUCACGCCCUGCAGAGUGCUCUGGAGAUCUUCAACUCGUGCUCCACCAUGCUCAAGGAAAGAGAACCUGGUCGGAAGCAGGAGACUGACCUCUUUGUCAGCUGCUUGAACGCCUAUAGGGAUUCAGGCCAAAGGAACAUCCUGGCGGUUGAGGGCACGAUGGGCUGUGGAAAGAGCCACUUACUUGCUGAACUGGCCUCUCUAGGCCAGGAUGCUGGCCACAGCGUGGUUGCCCUGGAACUGCUGGAGAUCGACAUGAGGCAGCCCUUCUCUGCCAUCCGCAUGCUGAUGGCCAGGGCCCUGGGCCUCCAGGACUGUGAAUCGCACGGCGACAGGCAGCGCGUGCUGAAGACAAAGCUGCAAGGGACAAUCGAAAAGAGCAGCUACUGCCUCCUCAAUGACAUUUUCUGCGUCAAGUUUCCCAUUUCGGACAAUGAUCGCGAGAUGGAUGAAACUCAAAGAAAACUGGAAUUGCACUCGACUCGGCUGAAAGUGCUGGAGAAGGCUCUGUACUCGUUGGACGAGCUGGUGAGCGACAACAUCCUGAAGCGGCUGAAAAACACAGAGGUGCCAGAAGAUGUGCAAGAUCCUACCGAGGGGCCAGCCACCUCUUCACAGGUGGAGAGCAGUGUGCAGAGGCCCUCUCCCAGCACGAGGACCGAGGAGCAGCAGCCUGGCGUCCUGGCCUUCUGCGUCCCACUGCUGCAGAAGGCUGCGUACGAGCUGUGGCCCGAGAGCCAGUGAGUUGCCUUGAACGGCAAGUGUGCCGCCUUCCUGGAGCAGCACGCGCACAAAUGCAGGAGCUGCGGCCAAGGGGAGUUUGUCGCCUUCCACCACUUCGCCGUCACCAGCAGCCAGGAUGGAGGCAGCUGUCGGGACCCUGCCAAGGGAGGCGACUCAUGCAGCUGGGAGGCCUUGGUGCUGGCUGGAGAAGAGCUGAAGCGGGAUAGGACCCAUGCCACUGGGGAUGCCGCAGAGCAGCAGGCUUUCACAGAGGAGGAAACUGGUGUGGCGGAGCAGCUUCUGCCAGAGGGCGAACAGACAACUGAGCUGCCCGACGAGACCGACAGGCAGCACAACGGCACACACUGGUGUGAAUGCCGAGCCAUCGUGGAAUCGGUGCUUGUGCCUUUGGCUCGCCACUACGUGGCAAUGGGCGAUGCCGACCGAGCCUUUUACUACCUUCUGGAGUGUGCUGCUGCCUACCUGCACGUCUCCAACAGCUACGUGGCCCUCAUGAAACUGAACGAAGCGGAGGUCCUGAGGAAGAUGAAAGCCACUGCGAUAGCCUGCUUUGAAGAGGCCACCUUCUUCAGCCUCAAAGGGGAGGUUUGCUGGUGUAUGCAACGCCUUCGGCUGGCAGAGACAAUGAUGAGGGAGGCUUUGAGCUUGCUCAGAAGGAACUUCCCCGAGACCUCCCCUGGCGCCUUUGUCAAGGCUCAGGUGGAAAAGUUGCCUUGUGUCGCUUACGUGAGAGCAGCCUGCCUUCUGCAGAAGGGCCGGUAA
Messenger RNA from Chroicocephalus ridibundus (black-headed gull), 2247 nucleotides. RefSeq names its product adenylate cyclase type 10-like. Lineage: Eukaryota; Metazoa; Chordata; Aves; Charadriiformes; Laridae. Gene Ontology annotation, molecular function: adenylate cyclase activity. The transcript has 17 exons. The record is from RefSeq and is a predicted model, not a curated record. Gene Ontology annotation, biological process: intracellular signal transduction; cyclic nucleotide biosynthetic process. Gene Ontology annotation, cellular component: cytoplasm.